Nasonia vitripennis (jewel wasp) is the source of this 546-nucleotide messenger RNA. Its product is annotated as serine/threonine-protein phosphatase 6 regulatory ankyrin repeat subunit A-like. Lineage: Eukaryota; Metazoa; Arthropoda; Insecta; Hymenoptera; Pteromalidae. Gene Ontology annotation, molecular function: protein binding. The transcript is spliced from 2 exons. Gene Ontology annotation, cellular component: cytoplasm; nucleus. The record is from RefSeq and is a predicted model, not a curated record. Bases 1 to 546 code for a protein of 181 amino acids.
AUGACGCAUCGCGAAUUGGUACCGCUGCUGGACUGCGCGGUGGUGCGCAACCACGUCGAGUUAACGGAGAUGUUUUUACAAAACGGAGCUGACGUCAACGUGAGAAUUGCCUAUCAAGCGCUCGAGAGGCACAAUGCCAACGUACAGGCGCCGAUGCUGCUGAAACACGGAGCCAACGUUUGGGCCAAAGAUAAGUUUGGCUUGAACGCUCUGCACUACGUAGCCGCUUCCUCCGUGGAACGGUCCGAGAUGGCCAGACUUUUCAUCGAGAAAGGCAUUUCACUGGACGAAAGAGGUCAGAUCCGGCAUAAUCAGCCGAUACACCUGGCUGCCGAGAGGGGAAGGAGCGAAUUGGUGAACCUCUUCGCAGACCACAGUGCCGACGUGAAUUCGCGAGCAAACGAAUGGCCCGAAGACGACACGUUUCCGCUUUACCUCGCGGCUGCCUGCCGCAGUCCAGCGGCUGUGGAAGCUUUGCUCAAACGCGGCGCGAACGUCAACAUGAAAACUAAGACCGGUCGCACUGCUUUACACAAAGCCUGCUAG